CAAACGACGAGGUACACAAAUGCUUGAUGCGAUCACGUUUGUGUCGUAGGUUCACCGUUCACUAUGUGUGCUUUUAUGUGCGCUGUUUUCCUAAACAGGAGAAAGAGUUGAAAAGGUCAAUCCGCCAGUUACGUUCCGAGUGGUGGUUUCUGUACGAGAUGACUACCUUUGGUGACGAACACGUGUUUGUACUGUGUGCGCAGCUUUUUGAGUAGUCUAAUGGCGCCAAACCGUGGCCUCGUCGACAGACACCAUUGAAAAAAGGGCAUCAGGACAUGUCCAGUCUUGAGGAACACAGGUGCCAGCAACGUAUUCACCUUUACAGUGUCGCGCUGCGUCCUAGAUGCUAUCGACACAGUAGUUCGAAGGAGCUGUAAAACCAAAACCCUGAUGCAAUGGCCUCAGGUGGCAAGAACAAACGUGCGUCUGAGGCGGCGUCAUCGUCUGCCACCCCCUCAGGCAGCAAGCGAGUCCGUAAAGUGAGUGCCUGUGAGGAUGACGACAGUAGAAUGUCGUCCUCCAAGAGCUACAGCCUGCCUCCAAUGCCGAAGAUUUACAACGUUUCCCACGGCAAGAACAAGCCAGCUGAGUUAUUCCGCAAGGACCUCAUCAGCGCAAUGAAGAUGGCAGACAGCGAUCCACUGGACCAGAGCGACUACUGGCCCAUUGCGGACAGCUGGAAGCCAGAGUGGGAAAGAGGAGUGCAGGUGCCCGUGAAUCCGGAGCUGGUGCCCCUGGCCUCUGUGAAACCACUCAAGGAGAAGAAAAAGAAGGCUCGCUCGGGAGACUUCAAGCUGCCCGUGGGCCGAUACCUGCGGCUGUCGCACGACACUUUCUUCUCCAACGAGCUGCACGUCCUGUCCAACGUCACCGCUCAGGCGGAGAAGAUGUGCCGCUAUGACCUGGACUCUCUGGAUGCGCAGUGGCUGACGCACUUCAAUGAGGAGCGACACGUAUACGGCCUGCCACCAGUGCCAGAAGUGCAAAUGGAAAUGAUUAUGGAAGACCUUGAGACGCAGUGUUACGAAAAUCUGCAACGGGAAAUCAAGACUGAGCAAGGUUUGGGCAUUGAGUAUGACGAGGACGUCAUCUGCGACGUCUGCCGUUCUCCGGACUCGGAGGAGGGCAAUGAAAUGGUGUUCUGCGACGCAUGCGACCUGUGCGUACACCAAGCGUGUUACGGAAUCACGUCGAUUCCGGAAGGCAGCUGGCUGUGUCGGACAUGCGCACUGGGCAUCCGGCCUUCUUGUCUCCUCUGCCCCAAUACAGGGGGAGCUAUGAAGAGCACAAGGAGCGGGCAAAAGUGGGCACACGUCAGUUGUGCCCUCUGGAUCCCCGAAGUGAGCAUUGGGUGUGUGGAGAAAAUGGAACCCAUCACCAAGAUCUCACAGAUUCCCGCAAGUCGUUGGAUGCUGACUUGCUGCUUGUGUCGAGAGAAAUCCGGUGCUUGCAUACAGUGCUCGAUCAAGACCUGCAAGCGCGCCUACCACGUGACCUGUGCAUUUGAGAACAGCCUCGAGAUGAAGGCCAUAAUCGAUGAGAACCCUGAGGAAGGUGUAAAACUUCGGUCAUUCUGUUCAAAGCACAGUCGAAAGAAGGACGCCCAUGCAUCUUCGGACUCUGAAGGGGAAUGCCGCGCGCAGAGACGAGAGAAUCAUCCUGGCCGAAGGGAGAUUGAAAUGACAAGCGAGGAGAAAGAUGGUGUGAGGUUGGCCAAAAUCCAGGCUAUCGAAGCAGAAUUCUACAAACACGUGAACACAAAGGAUACCAUUGACACACUUUCGAUAGACCCCGUGGUUGUGGACUUUGUAUUCAACUACUGGAAGCUGAAACGGAAGGCAAACCACGACAAGCCGUUGUUGACGCCGCGGCACGAAGAGACGGACCGGUUGGACAAGUUGCAAGAGAACAGCCUGUACUCGCGCAUGAAGAUGUUCAUCCACUUGAGACAGGAUCUCGAAAGGGUUCGCAAUCUCUGCUACAUGGUCACGCGCCGCGAGAAAAUCUCCAAGUCGUUCCUUAAGAUGAGGAGGGAGGUCUUUGAGCAGCAAGUGAAAAUCAUGAGUGACAAAAGUGCCUCUCAGUUGUCAGAAACGGACGCCCAGGCAGUGAGGCUAGCGGGACAGACGGACCACAUUUACGACCGCCUGAAUUCCGAAGAACCUCACGCUUCGAGGCCGAGCGCGAAGCUCAUCGUGAGCGCCCUCGAGGGGCAGGACGUAGGAGACCUGUUCGGUCAGUCAAAACCGAGCAAAAAAUCCGCCACACCCAGUCGACUGCCGAAUCCGUACGCAAAGCACUACAUCAACGGGCUGAGGUCGCGUCGCUCCUCCGCGUGGAACGGCGAGUCGACGGACGACACGUCCAAGGACGCUUCCGUAAGUGGGACGGACGAAACGUCGACGCCCCAGUCCAGAGCAAAUGGCAGCGUGAACAAAGCGUUAGAACGGAUGUCGUCGUUCGCGGUGCGGUGCGGCAGUGACGGGGACGUUGCAAUGUUUGCGGAAGAUUCGAGCGUAGACUCACAAGAUGUUGUAGUCGACGUCGUUGGCGAGGAAAAGGCGGAAAGCGAGGAGGAGCGGAGCUUUUCUGUGCGGAGAAGGUUGCGUAACAAGUUGAUGCUACGCGCGGAGGAGCGAAGGCAGGAAGAAACGGCCGAAGGUCCCUCCGACACGAGCAAAAAUGGAGGGAGCAAGAACGAGAGAGCGGCUGCGGAAGAGGUAAAAGUCGAAACUCAGGACAGGUCUCCGGGUAAGAGGAGCGGGAGCAGGAACGAAAGGGCAGCUCCGGAAGCGACGAAAGUCGAAGCUGAAGAAGCUGAAGCGAUGAAGUUGAAGAAGGAUUCGUGUCCAAAAGUGCCUGCGGACCACGCCGAGGUGGCGAGUCCCCGUAUGACGCGAAGCAGCACGCAGAAGCAACAGCACGCUCAAGAAGGGCUUUUGGAACGGGACAACAGCGGCCCCGCCCCCGAAACGUCGGAGGAAGCGGACGAAAACGCGCCAAAAUUCGACGGCCUGCAGUCCGCGGCGGAUCCCUCCUGCAACGCGGUCGUACCGCAAGUCGUCACGUCUCCGAAGGUGUCCUCGCCUCUAGCCAGUUACAAGAUCCCAAAGAAAAGUCGCGCGCCGAACGGCGUGGUGGAAGACAAGCGCGGGAGCUCUCCCGUAUCUCCCCUCCACGAGGUGCUGCCGCACCGUUACUCCGCCGCGGGGGGAUACGGCCGAGCACGCAGGGUGCCGUGGCAGAGGUCCCACAACAGUAACUUCCAGAGACGGACGGUGCUGACGCCGCACAGUGGUGAGAUGCGAAAGUGGAGAAAGGACGUUAAUUGUGACGCGGCGACUCUCGACUCCACCCAGCAGUGGAAGGCGGAUGCGGAUUUCACGACCGCUCCUGCCUGGUCCACGAAAGAGAACGGCAGUCGUUACUCGAUGAGGUUUCGGCCGAAAUACGGCAAGGAGAGCUAGCCGAGCGAGGACCCGAGUGGCUGUGAGGACUGGUUUGCUUGUGUAAUAUAAGUCACUGUAAAUAUCCGCAUUGUUUCAUCCCCCGUUCGUUUUUACGACGUAUGUAGCAGACAUACCGGCAUGUAGCAAUAUGUUUUAAAUUCGUACGCAUUUGUUCAGGAGUGGAUGAAUGCAAGCUGCAUUGAAAAGUACCACGUUGAAGUUUUUACAUUUUAGAUUGCCAAGAUCUGCGUGUACAGCAUUUUAACUUGUCUGCGCCCCCUCGUGGCAUUUAGUUGUACAUAGGGCUGGAAGUUUUGGGGACACCAUGGUUCUUUCCAAAUGUUUGUACUACGACUACGAAGCGAUGUGAGGAUAAACAUUGCACGUGGGACGACACCCUGAGAAAUUUUAUUGCUACCUGGUAUUCCCACAAUAUCUAUUUUAUCUUUAUUAUCCGUGGGGAUAGGACAUCGAUUAACCCAAACCAGUUCACAAUCAAAACUGAAUGCACGUGUGAUUCGAUAACUAAUAAUAUGUGGAUUUACAGCGCAAGGUAUCCAUGAUCAGUUCAUGAGCAAUUCAGUUGCUUUUAUUGACCUCACUGCAAAAUUCUUUAAAUAACUCAUACUUCUGUAUUACUGAAAAAAUCGAAUAAGAUUGUUGGUAACAUUUGCCCAACUCUGGUGAGGCAUGCACAAAUGUGCACACAAAUGGACGAGUGUGAUAUAUAAAUGAAUACGUUCAUUUAUUUUUAAUUUUCUUUUGUUAUCCACAUAAAUUGUACUUCGUCGACACUUGCGUGCAAAUGUGCGUUAUACUAUACAUUGAAGUUUUAGAACAGAAGUAAACGUGGCAAAUACAUAUGUUACAUUACACGUUCUGAACAUUUACAUGUUAGAAUACAAUAAUUUGUUUAGGCAUAACAAUACAGGAAUGUCGAGUACCAAUUACCUGGAAUUAUAUAAUUACGGAUGUCCAGAGUACCUAGCUACUUCUCAGCACUAACCUGGGAAUGUAGAGUUAUGAUUUUCAUCAGUACUGUGUCUGAUUAAAACCCCAAUUUCCACUUAUGACCCUUAAGAUUUAUGCAUUUUCUACUGCAGAAAGUCUAGCAUGAUUUUUGUCUAAGAAAUUUAGGAUGACAUGCUUCCCCCAAAACUUCUGGUUCUAGUUAUAUGUAUAUAUUGUACAGUGUUGCUUCUGCUUGUUAAAAGCAAAUAAAUAGUUGCAGUGCAUUUUAAAUUAA
Ornithodoros turicata is the source of this 4695-nucleotide messenger RNA. RefSeq names its product protein Jade-3-like (gene rno). The record is from RefSeq and is a predicted model, not a curated record. Gene Ontology annotation, biological process: regulation of transcription by RNA polymerase II. Bases 396 to 3467 code for a protein of 1023 amino acids. The transcript has 15 exons. NCBI's taxonomy places the organism in Eukaryota, Metazoa, Arthropoda, Arachnida, Ixodida, Argasidae.